Messenger RNA from Suricata suricatta (meerkat), 3307 nucleotides. RefSeq names its product CMT1A duplicated region transcript 1 (gene FBXW10B). The transcript has 14 exons. Lineage: Eukaryota; Metazoa; Chordata; Mammalia; Carnivora; Herpestidae. Gene Ontology annotation, molecular function: protein binding. Bases 1 to 3258 code for a protein of 1085 amino acids. The record is from RefSeq and is a predicted model, not a curated record.
AUGGAAAACCCGGAACUGAGGCUCGAGAACGCCCCCUAUUUUCGUUGUGAGAAGGGAAACAGCUCUGGCCCCGGGUGCCAGAAGUGUGAAACUUGUGUCCUGGCCUGGAAGAUCUUCUCUACCAAAGAGUGGUUCCAGAGGAUCGGUGAGAAAGCCCAGCGGAGGUUUCUGGUCAGCAUCCUGGAGCAGCUGGACAGCUUAUAUCUGUUACACUAUUUCCAGAAUCUCCUUCAGACCACGCAGGGGAAGGAUUUCAUCUACAGCUGGUCCCGGAUCGACCUCCGCAAGAAGGAGGGGAAAAUCGUCAGGUCUUCCUUGACCCAGAUGCGUUACAAGACAGUCGAACGGAAGAUGAAGGAGAUUCUGUACUGGUUUGGAAGCAGCACCCACCAGACGAAGGCCAACUACACGCUCUUGCUGCUCCAGAUGUGUGACCCCAAGUUACUGCUCACUGCGGCCAGUGCCGUCAGAGUCCUGUUCCUGAGAGAGCAGCGCAACGACUCAGGGCUCGGUCAAUCCACCAGUGAUGCGUUUGUCUUCCCGAAAAAAGACCACCUCCAGUCUGAGACCUCACAUGUUUGCUGGGCAGCCAGAACCAAGAUCGCACCCUUCCCUUCGUGCAGCUCUCCAGAGAAAGAAGGGUUGCUUGAAAGUAUGGCGGGUGAAACAUCUAAUACUGGACAAUGGAAGACGUCUCUCCAGUGUAUUUCAGAGAUGAACAGGCUGUUUUCCAGAAAAGCAGGCAGGUCCAAGGCAGAACGCGUCCCCACCAAUCUGUUGGUGGACUUGGAGGUCGUCCGAGACCUGUCUUCUGGGGCCAGAGAAUAUUGGGACUUCAUCCGUUACCUGCCCGUCCACCUCUCCAAGUACAUUCUAAGCAUGCUGGAUAAAAACAGCCUGAACAGGUGUGCCUCUGUCAGCCAGCACUGGGCUGCGCUGGCCCAGCAGGUCAAGAAGGAUCAUUCGAUGCAUGUUUUCAUUCAGAACCAGACUGCGUUCUUGCAGGGAUCCUACACGAGGGGAAUCGAUCCUAAUUAUACCAACAAGCUUCUUGUCCCCGUUCCUAAGAUGGUGGAUGAUGGGACACGCAUACGUGCAAAAACUCAGAAAUUGAAACUGAGAAUGAAGAAUGACUACAACCUGUCAGCCGCGUACCAGAACCAGGAAACCCAGCAGGUCCAGAUGGAGGAGAGAAAUGUCUUCUGUGGGACUUACAAUAUCCGCAUUCUCUCUGACACGUGGGACCAAAACAGAGUCAUUCACUAUUCCGGAGGAAAUUUGAUAGCCAUGUCGUCCAACCGGGAGAUCCAGCUUCUAGAUAUCACGCAAGUAAAGAAGGUGCCCACUGAGUUCCGAGGCCACGCUGGGAGUGUCCGCGCCCUCUUCUUGUGUGAGGAGAAGGACUUUCUACUGAGCGGAAGUUAUGACCUGAGUAUUAGGUACUGGGAUCUGAAAAGUGGGACUUGUGUACGAAUCUUCAAUGGCCACCAGGGGACAGUCACUUGCAUGGAUUUAUAUAUGAACAUGCUUGUAUCUGGAGCAAGAGAUUGCCAGGUGAAAGAGUGGGAUGUAGAGACAGGGAAGUGCCUGAAGACGUUUAAACACAAAGACCCCAUAUUGGCCACCAGGAUCAAUGACACCUACAUCGUGAGCAGCUGUGAGCGGGGGAUAGUCAAAGUGUGGCACGCUGUCACUGCCCAGCUGGUAAAGACUCUCAUCGGCCACGAGGGAGCCGUGAAGUGUCUGUGCUUUGACCAGUGGCAUCUCCUCUCGGGAAGUACGGACGGCCUGGUCAUGGCCUGGAGCAUGGUGGGGAAGUAUGAGCGGUGCCUCAUGGCCUUCAAGCAUCCGAAGGAGGUGCUGCACGUGGCGCUCCUCUUCCUCCGGGUCAUCAGCGCCUGUGCAGAUGGCAAGAUCCGCGUCUACAAUUUCCUAAAUGGGAACUGUCUGAAGGUGAUGAAAGCCAAUGGCAGAGGUGAUCCCGUGCUGUCCUUCUUUAUUCAGGGCAACAGGAUGGUCAUCAACACAGAGAGCAAUAUUCUCAUGUUCCAGUUUGAGGCAAUCAAGUGGCAGUCCUCCCCGGACCGGGCCAAGCCCAAGAAGAAGGAGAAGGAGGAGGACCGGGAAGAAAACGGCCUGGCGGACGUUCUCUCCAGGUCCAGCACUCAGGCUUUCAGCCUGAAGGACUCGCUAUCCAGUAAGCAAACUGUGACCCAGGAGUUCCCGUCGAGUAAGCCAUACAGGUCUCGGGUCUGCCUGAGGACAACCAGAUUACCUUCAGGAGCGUUAACAGAGGUACCUCAGAGUCUAGGAAAGUCAAAAUCAUCCCGAAGAGACGGCAAGAAGAGAGCGAGUCCUGUUUCUAAGGAAGCAAAUGGCAUAGACGGUGCACAAGAGAGUUUGGGCGCAAAAUCGCUGGCAGGAGAUACGAUGAACGAGGAUGAGGAGAAAAUCCAGAAAGAAAGACAACCGGAAACUCCCGUAGAUGUGAUCAAGCGCUCCAAGAAGAAGACCUGGCAAAUCCCUAUGUCCCCUGACCAGUUCCUACUGACUAUUAACGCCGUGCAGCAGGCCCAUAGCUCGGGGAAGUUUGCCUACCCCCGUAGGCCCCAAACCCAAGUCAUUGAUGCCUGGGGGCCUUCCAUUUCACACCCAAGGAAGGUCUUGAGUUUCAAAGGAAAAUCAAUCCAACACGCAGUUGAUAGGUUGAGGUGGAGUAACCCUCCCAUCGACGUGAAACAAACCAGUAUCCCCCUUGUGACCCAGAAACUGCAGCCCAACCUGAAGAACUCUUUGCACAGUCCCCGAGUCCAGUCCAGCCUACCCCAGCCUGUGGUUAUCCAGCCCAGAUUCACGGGCAGCUCCAGGGGUGAGGACCAAGCGAGCAGCUCCGUUGACAGGACAGUGCGCAGCUUUAGCCCACUAACCAGCAUGCAGGUCAUUAAACCGAACCACAUGCUGGCUCCACCACUGGGCGUGACAACCAAAUCUGUCAAGAAAGAAAGGCCUCGCUUCUAUACGUCCCUUGAUCCCUUUAGAAUGAACACUCAGUUCAUGUUGUUGACUGUAAGGGAUGAAAAAGAGUACAGGGAAGUCAAGAUAAAGGAGUAUGAGGCCAGGAAGCCCAGUGACGUGGUCGAUCCAGAAAAAGCCAGGAAAUCUGCAUGGAUCAGGAAGAUCCAAGGGCUGCCUAUAGAUAAUUUCCUGAAGCAAGGGAAAACAGCAGCUCCUGAACUUGGACGGAAUGUGUUUAUUUGAGCCAGCCUUGGGACAUGGCCAUCUCACAAUAAACAGAAAACUAAGUGGA